CCCCCUCUCUUCAGUGGACCCUCUCAGAAAUGCCCAGUCAAAAACAAAAAAGAAAAAAGUUAUUCGCCCAUUUUGUUGUUCCCCGUCGCCGACUUUCCGUUCCAGGUUCGCCGGUCCGCCCGCAACGACACAACGGGCAUCAGUCAGCACAAUUUACCCGCACUGCACUCACUCUCAUGCUCAUCCUUCCACCUCAUCCUCACACCUCAUCCUCACACCUCAUGACUACUGCGUACUCCCUCAUCUUAGUCAAUGACUUACUCAGUCGCCAAUGUACCUGUCACGAUGCUGUAGUCAGAAACGUCUCAAGACUCGCCAUCGAGACCCAAGACAACCAAAAACACCAGAGGACAGAGUUGCAAUUUGGCAGAAGACCUCCCAAGAACACUGCCCCAAUGCCAAAUGUCCUUUUCUCCCCCUGCCAAGCUAUCAUUCUGAACCUGGCCAGCCUAGCAAGCUCCGCCAUGCCACGCUCAAGAGCUAAAAUGCUGGCAAAAAAUGCCCUUCAAGUCUAUGUCACUCUCAUCUCAGUCUCUCCCUUCCAAAUCCAGGCUUCGAUAUGCAUCUUGGCCCAAGUAAGCCAAGCUUUCCAUUUCUUUUACCGCUUGCCAAUGCUUGAGCCGAUGUCAAGUAUGGGCUUGGCCAGGAGCCGCUUUUCUGGCUGCAGCCUGCGACUAUGUAUCCGCCUUAUGGAUACGUGAGUGUGAGGCCUCUGGGACUCUGAAUAAUAUGUAUCCUGUAGAGGCUUACAUGUAUUUGUACAUCAAAAUUGGGCUUACACAAGGGGCAUGCAUAUCUGACGAUGUAUGACAUGACGCAUCGAUGUGAA
Colletotrichum acutatum is the source of this 829-nucleotide messenger RNA. RefSeq lists its product as uncharacterized. Bases 30 to 701 code for a protein of 223 amino acids. NCBI's taxonomy places the organism in Eukaryota, Fungi, Ascomycota, Sordariomycetes, Glomerellales, Glomerellaceae. The transcript is spliced from 2 exons. The record is from RefSeq and is a predicted model, not a curated record.